Messenger RNA from Heterostelium album PN500, 909 nucleotides. RefSeq lists its product as uncharacterized. NCBI's taxonomy places the organism in Eukaryota, Evosea, Eumycetozoa, Acytosteliales, Acytosteliaceae. Bases 1 to 909 code for a protein of 302 amino acids. The record is from RefSeq and is a predicted model, not a curated record. The transcript has 2 exons.
AUGUCCAACAGCAGAACUAUCAUGGAAGAUAAAACAGUCAUUGCAGUCAUGCACCAACAAACACAGAUUUUAGAUUCACCGACACUACCGAAACCCUCGUCACUGUUGCCGUUCAAUCUCAAGAAAUGUCUGUCGUCCAACGAUAUACUGACUCCACCACAAUCGCCACUGGUCCAUCCAAUUCUCUCUCACCAAAACAACGUACGAUCACCUCUACCCAAUCCAAAAUUCAAUCUCGAACAAAUCGAUGAACAGGAACAUGAGAAGAGCAACAACAGAUCUUCGAACACUCCAACUCCAAGCUGCGUCUCAACCUCUUCAUCUACCUCUGCCACUCACACACCAUCCUCACCCUCACAUCCACCAUUAGUAGCAUCAAUUUCCUGUGGUUCAAUACGUCAUAACAAUAACAGCAAUAAAAAUAAGAAAUCAACAACAACAACAACAACAAUAUCUAAUAAACAGAGUGAAAUAUCUUCAGAUGAAGAUGACGAUGAUGAUGACGACGACCUCGAUGAAGAAGACGACGAAUCUUCUUCCACUGAAGGACUACAUUCAUCGACUACAGCAUUCUCAACCUCAACAUCUUCAAACUUUUCAUUGUCAUCGUCCGUCGUCGACUGUGCUACUGCGUGUCAAACUUCCAGCGUCACAUCCUCUCAUUACAAAAGUCCUACGUUUUCCACUGUGUCUGACGAUCAAGGAGACACUGGAUCGCAUCCACGAAUGCGUUCAUCUAGACAACCGUAUCAACCUGAUUAUCAUCCACAAACAAUCGAUUCUUCCACAUCAACACCUACUUUCCAACUACUUUGUAAACGACGACGGCAUUCUACCGAUGAUCGAAAUCAAAGAGGUCACCUCAAUGUCGUCGUCCACCUCGAUUCUGGGCAACUCGAACAACUCUAA